AUGGCAGUUGCGGCGGCGGCGGCGCGGCUGCGGCUCACGGUGCGGGCAGCGAGGGCCAUGCAAGCCGGAGGCUUCGGCUGCGCACAGCCCGCUCACUACAGCUCGAGCGAGGGCGCCAUCAGGGAGGCCGGCGGGACCUUCGCGAAAAAAGAGAAGGCCGAAGAGGAACGAUACUUCCGAGAGCGGACUAAAGAACAACUGGCAGCCUUGAAGAAACACCAUGAAGAGGAGAUCCAGCAUCAUAAAAAGGAGAUUGAACGUCUGCAGAAAGAAAUUGAGCGGCACAAGCAGAACAUCAAGAAACUGAAAGAUGGUGGUGAUUAA
Pipistrellus nathusii (Nathusius's pipistrelle) is the source of this 324-nucleotide messenger RNA. The record is from the annotation of a GenBank genome assembly. NCBI's taxonomy places the organism in Eukaryota, Metazoa, Chordata, Mammalia, Chiroptera, Vespertilionidae.